Cotesia glomerata is the source of this 1911-nucleotide messenger RNA. It is a transcript of the gene Nadk2, whose product is annotated as NAD kinase 2, mitochondrial. The coding region runs from base 318 to 1565 and encodes 415 amino acids. The transcript has 5 exons. The record is from RefSeq and is a predicted model, not a curated record. Gene Ontology annotation, molecular function: NAD+ kinase activity. Gene Ontology annotation, biological process: NAD+ metabolic process; NADP+ biosynthetic process. Lineage: Eukaryota; Metazoa; Arthropoda; Insecta; Hymenoptera; Braconidae. Gene Ontology annotation, cellular component: mitochondrion.
AUAAACGUCAUGUCAUAGAGAAUGAUAAGAUUUAAAAAAUAAAGAUUUAAAAAAUCACGGUCGUUUGAAAUCAUACUUAUCACUGUAAAAAUAAAUGACCUCAAUGAACUAAAGUGUCUUACACUUACAAGCAAAUUAUUUUUUUUGUCAAGUAUAUUGUUUUCAAGCCUUGGAUAUUUAUUUUAUUAAUCAGCUUAUUCUAGUGGCAUUUAAGGUUAGAUGUCUGUAACUAUAAUAACUAUGCUUUGUAAACUUUAUAAACACAGAGUUAAAAAGUUUAAAAAUUAAAUAUUUAUUAUUUUAUUAUUUUUAUUGUAAUGACGGUUUUUGUCUGCUGUUUUCGACGAGAAGCAGGAAGAAUUUUAUUAAGCUUGCGAACAUUUUCUAAAAAUUCAUUAAAUUUAUCAAUUAUGAGACACCAAUCUAGCAGCUUGGUACCUGAACGAGUGCUUAUUGUGUCAAAAGUUUCAAGAUUUCAAUUUGAACGUUCUCAAGAGCCAGAUAUUGAUGACCGAGAAUUUAAGUCCCGCUUAUUGGAUCGCGGAGCUAAUUAUGACAGUAUGUUAGCAAGUCACGAGAAAAAUAAAAUUGUUGAAAGGAAACUUGUUGAUACUUUGAAGAAAAAUAAUAUUAAUUAUCAAAUAACAGAUAGGUUCACUAUUAAAAAAGCAGAUUUUGACUGGGCUGAUUUAGUGAUAGCUAUUGGCGGUGACGGGACAUUUUUACUCGGUGCUAAUUUUAUAAUGGACAACAAAAAGCCUAUUUUAGGAAUAAAUUCCGACCCAGAUUCUUCGGAGGGAUAUCUAAUGUUACAUCGACGUUACACCGAUGAUAUUCCAAAGAUUUUUGAGCUACUAACCGCUGGAGACUAUGAAUUUGUCAUGAGAACUAGAAUUAGAGUAACUCUUCAGGGAGAAAAGAGUAAAAUUUGGCAACAGCCGUUUCAUAUGCACGAAAAAAAUCAAAUUCUUGGGCAUGAUAAUUAUCAAGCUGAUUGUAAUAAAGAAUUGGAGUCUGAUGGUAGGAAGUUUCAUCAGCGAAAGUUACCUUGGCUUGCAUUAAAUGAAGUAUUUAUAGGAGAAGCGUUAUCAGCUAAAACAAGUUUAUUAGAAAUACGUAUGGAUGAUGAAGAAAAUUACCAUAAAUUUAAGAGCUCUGGAAUUUGUAUUAGUACUGGAACAGGUUCAAGUUCUUGGUACAAAGCAAUAAAUAGUUUAACACCGCAAAUUGUUAAGGAAAUUUUAAAUGUUGCGACAUUGAAUAAUAAGUACACUGACAAAGAAAUUGAAAAAAUUUCUAAUGAUUAUAAUAAUAGGUUACAAUUUAAAUCAGAUGACACGCGGAUAAGUUAUGCUAUUAGAGACAUUAUCUUAAACGAAAUAUGGCCAUUACCAAAAACAAUGAAACCUCGUGGAUUUUGUAAUCGUUUGACAAUAAGAUCUCAUUGCUAUGAUGGAGGAUUGGUGUUGGAUGGUGGUAUAGGAGUACCAUUCAAUAUUGGCACGAUAGCUCUUCUUGAGACCAAUCCAGAUGAUGCGCUUAGGACAAUUAAAUUACCUAAUUAAAUAUUUUUAUUAUAUUCCAAUUAGAGAAAUUAAAUUGAUUUUAUAUCCUAUAAAAGUCAACUUUGUAAAACUUAAGAAUUAUUAUUGAUUUAAUGUACUUGAUAUAUGUCGAUUAUAUAAUUAAUGGUAUUAAUUACAUUUGUCCUAUAAAUUGAAAGGUUAAUUUAAAAAUUGAUAAAGUAACUUAAAGUUAUUAAAUAGUCUCGUUAUUAACGAGUUGGUAAAUGUCAGUAUUAAUUCUUAAGUCUUACUGAAUCUCUAUUAUAUACAUUAGGGUGGCGCAAAAAAACCGACUAUUUUUAUUUUUUAAGUCUCGAGUGAAAAAAUGUUAGUUUUUGAUGUUUUA